Messenger RNA from Colletotrichum truncatum, 360 nucleotides. The record is from RefSeq and is a predicted model, not a curated record. Lineage: Eukaryota; Fungi; Ascomycota; Sordariomycetes; Glomerellales; Glomerellaceae.
AUGCACUUUAGCUUCGUGGACUUGUACCAUGCUAUCAUCGGGCGGUUCAGCAAGUCUGCUGAGAAGGUACGUGAUGGUGCGAUUCGGGACUACGAUGGGAGAAAACUCCAGAGGUUCAGUGACAUAGCAGUUGCAGCCUUCUCGGCAGCUCUCCCGACACUGGUUAUCCUUGUUCUUUACUUUGUGCAGAACAUGAUCCAUCGCAUAGGUCUCGUCAUUGUCUUCACCACCAUCUUCUCAGUGGCGUUUGCAAUGUUCACAGGGGCGAAGAAGGCCGAGGUGUUCGCUGCGACGGCCACAUUUGCGGCGGUGGAAGUUGUUUAUAUAGGGAGUGUGGCCUCUAACGAUAACAACAUCUAA